This is a messenger RNA of Colius striatus (speckled mousebird), 4089 nucleotides long. RefSeq names its product zinc finger protein 804B (gene ZNF804B). Bases 28 to 4089 code for a protein of 1353 amino acids. Lineage: Eukaryota; Metazoa; Chordata; Aves; Coliiformes; Coliidae. Gene Ontology annotation, cellular component: nucleus. The record is from RefSeq and is a predicted model, not a curated record. The transcript is spliced from 5 exons.
UUCCCCCACGCCGCCCGCUAGGUCCGCAUGGCGUGCUACCUGGUCAUCAGCUCCCGGCACCUCAGCAACGGACACUACCGCGGCAUCAAAGGCGUCUUCAGGGGACCACUCUGCAAGAAGGGCGCUCGCUCGCCGGUAACUGCCACUUCCUCGCUCCCUCCCUCCCUCACUCCAAGGUCAGACUAUGGUGAGAAGGAAAAAGCUGCAGCCAAGGCUCUAGAGGAUGUGAAGGCUAACUUCUACUGUGAACUAUGUGACAAGCAGUACCACAAACACCAGGAAUUUGACAACCACAUCAAUUCUUAUGACCAUGCUCACAAGCAGAGACUGAAAGAUUUAAAACAAAGGGAAUUUGCUCGAAAUGUCGCUUCAAAGUCAUGGAAAGAUGAGAAGAAACAAGAAAAAGCACUCAAGCGUCUCCACCAGCUUGCAGAGUUACGGAAGCAGUCAGAGUGCAUCACUGAGAGUGGACCAUUGCUUAAAGCCCCCAGAAUAGUCAUGGAAAAGCAGCAGUCAUCAGAUGGCAUUUUCCUAUACAAGGGUGGCAGGGUGAUAGACAAUUCUCAAAGAACUGCCACAAGUCAAGGACAGGGUUUCUCUAGCGGCAUAAUGGAGAAACAGCAGCUUAACAUAAGUGGGCACCAGUCCUCUAUUGAAAGACUCCAUGGAUUUGGAAAUGAAGUGUUCCCAGAUAACAGCAGUACUUCUCAAAGGGCAGGAGUGUCUUUCUCAUUCUCUAAAAAAGUCCCUUUGAAGCUUGAGUCCUCAGCAUCAGUCUUCAGUGAGAACUCCGAAGAAGGAAAUGAUUUUAGUGAAUCCCUGAACUAUAAACCAAAGAAAGCUCUUGAGGGCUGUCAUUCUGGUACACUUUUGGAGGAGGACAUGAAGGUAAGCUGGGAUAAAGGGCCACCUACUACAGAAGACCAAAUGGAUUUGGAUAACAGUGUAUCAAGUCAAGUAGCUGCAAAACCUAAAAUGCUAAAGGAAAAUUCCAGAAAUAGUGAUAGAGAAUUAGAAGAAAAGGUCAAAAUACAGCUUUCAAAUUUGAAUUUUUCUGCUUCACUUAGGGAAACAGAGCAAGAAAGAAAAUUGAAUGAGCCUGAGCCAUUGUUAAAAACUCUCAUUGCACCUUCAUGCCAAACUAGCAACUUUUGUACACAGCCAAACAACUACAAGCACAGCAAUUCCCACCUGCCUAACCAAUUACCUGAGCCCCCCCAACAACUAGAACCUCAGCUGGGAUAUGCAAGCAACAUUAAUGGCAGUCCUAGGGUGAAAAAAAGAGAAAGAUCUUUGGAGAGCUCAGACACAAACGGGAAUGUGGAAAUGCUUCCAAGAGAGACCAUAGUUAAAGAGGUUAAUCCCUCGUCAUUGCCUUUCGUCCAUGUAGUGAGCAAAGAUGGCACCACUCUUCUUCAGUGGCCCACAGAAUUACUUUUGUUUACAAAAACUGAGCCCUGUAUUUCAUAUGGCUGUAAUCCAUUGUAUUUUGAUUUCAGACUCUCUUUAAAUCACAAAUAUGGUAAACAGCAUGAAACAAAGAAAGCAAGCUGUAAAGACCAUUCUAUAAAUAUGAUUGCUGAUGAAAAUGAACCCUCAGGUUUAAUAACACAGAAGCAAAUGUCAAAUGAACAAGAUAAUCAGUUGUUGAAACCAAAGAAGAUGAACGAUUCCCUAAAUACAAGAAAGGCCAAGCAAAAAGCUGAGUCAGACAUAGCAAAAGAAAUGAAUGAAAAUGGUAAAAAAUACAUUGCAGAUUAUUUGAAUGAAAAUAUACCCAAAGUGCCUGCUUACCUUGAUGUCUCACAAAAGGAUUAUGUGACAGAAAAAAGUCUUCAUACUACAACACUGAAAAGACCUUUAAAGCAUCAUUUUCAUAGCUGUGAAAGAAAAAAUCAGAACAUUAGAAAUGAAAUAAUUUCCUUUUCUGCUUUUAUGUCUAAGAUUAAAAAGUCAAAAGCUGCAAAAUGUCAUUUCAUUUAUUCUGAGGAAAAACAUGAAAACAAAAAUGACUGCAGCUCUAUUAAAGGUGUGGCCAGCUGCAGCAGUGAUAAAAGUGACAGUGGAAAAGAUUCUAGUGGAAGUUUCUUUAGUUAUAACUCUAGAUCAAACAGCAGAUAUUCAGAAAGUGAAGGAUGUGGAAGUUACACAACAUGCUGGAGAUUCCCAUCUCCUCAGAAGUCCUCUGACAGACAUUCCAGCUAUUCUGACACUUCAGUUAACAGUGGCUACAAAGGCUACAUGAGGCCCACGUCAAAAAAACACAGCAGAAAUAAUUUGCUUUAUGGUUGUAAAAAUAAAAAAAAGGCAGCUGAAAGGCACAAAUAUAAACACAGAAAGCACAAGUGUAUUUUAAUUUCUGAUGAUAGAAACAAAGAUUAUCUUUAUCAUAGUAGAAGUCACAGAACUAGAAAUUAUACCCAGAAGGGCACAGUUAAAUAUCAAAAAUGUUCAAGACAUAACCUUUUACAUCACAGAGACAGAUUUAAACACAGCUGUUGUAGACACUGGCGUUUUGGCAAAGGACAUAGUAGAAGUAGAAUCUCGAAAAGUUGUUCCACCAGAGAUUCAAGAAGCAGUGAAAGAUCAUCUAGUAGUAGAAUAUCAAGAGAUAGCAGUUCAGAAUCCUUUUCAAAAGAGACUGACAACUGUAACAACAAAACAAAAGAGGAAGCAGAAAGGUGCUCUAACACUGAGCUGGGAAAAGUUGAAACUGUAUUUUAUGACUCUAUGAAUGUGAAUGGUCAGUCAAACAACAUUGACACUUGUUUUUCUGAAACCCUGUCAAAAGAUAUAUGCGGAAAAAGAAAGUCACGGACAGCCAAAUUACUUUUAGAAAGAGUGCAGUUCAAGAAAACCCAGGAACAAAUGCAGAAUUCAGGUAGAUUUUCAAACACUUGUGGGGUACAAUUAAAGGAUCACUUGCGAAGUCACUUUGCUCUUCAGUUUUCAUCAUCAGUAGAUGACAUUGCAGUGUUACCUUUUCCAGAGAAAUUGCUAAGCUUAGGUAAAAAUGACAUGGGGCAUAAUGAAAUCAGUUCUUUGGAAACCAGUGUGAAGAAAAAAAACUUUGAAGUGUCAGAGAUAACUAAUGUUGCUCUUUCAACAGGCACUGAUUAUGAUCAUUGUCUUUUUAAAGACAUUAUUCAAAUAGGAACAGGCUGUCAGAGCCCAAGCAGAAAAAGGAACACAGCAAUAAAGGAAAAAUCCAAUCUCUUCAUUAGUGAAGUACAACCUUUUAUACAAAGCUGUGACCCAGUAUCAAAUGAUUUUCCUGGUGCUUUUCCCUCUAACAGAUAUUCUGUUGUUGCUAAUUCAACAGAGACCAAAGAGGAACUACACAAUGUAAACAUGGACUUGAACCAAGCAGAAGGCAGUUCAGACUCUCUUUGUAACAAUGCUAUGCAGAAGGAUGGUGACACAGUAAAUGACCUGGAAAUGUCCAGUAAAUCCACCUCCUCUCCUUUAAUGCAGCAGCCUAUCAUGUUUUCACCAGAGGAAGUAGACAAAUACAGGUUGCUGCAGCUGCAAGCCCAGCAGCACAUGCAGAAACAACUUCUGGCAAAACACCUUACAGUUUUGCCUGCCCCAGGACCAGCUGCCUUCUCUGCGACAUCAGCAGUUCCCACCUUUCCCAUUCAGCAGCAUGCUACUGUCACCACCAUCCACCACACACUGCUGCAACACUUUGCUGUCUCAGCAUCUGUGCAUCCGCAUGGCAGCUAUCUUUCCCUGACACACCUCCAACCCCUCUCUCGGGCACAUUUUGCCCCCAUACCGCUUUCCCCAUUUGCACCAGCACUCAUUCCGACGCACCCUGCUUUGCUGACAGGGAAUCCAUUGGACCUGGUCUCUACCACCCCCCUCCACCCUUCCCCCCUGACCUUCCCCACACUGCCACACACUGCAUAUAUCCCAGCCUUAUUUACACCACACCUGAAUGCAGCCACACCUUCUGCUGUGCAUCCAGUUCCCUUAGUACAUCCGCUAUUGCAAGGACAAGAGCCCCAUCACCAUUCUUGCUCCAGCCAGACGCAUCAGUUACCUACAAUAAAAGAAGUGUUCAGUGUUUCUAGCUGUUUAAACUAG